Messenger RNA from Hemibagrus wyckioides, 2257 nucleotides. RefSeq names its product proline and serine rich 3 (gene proser3). The transcript has 14 exons. Lineage: Eukaryota; Metazoa; Chordata; Actinopteri; Siluriformes; Bagridae. Bases 128 to 2116 code for a protein of 662 amino acids. The record is from RefSeq and is a predicted model, not a curated record.
GGAUUGGUUGCUAGAGGGCCACUUGCGUGGUGUAAACAGAUUUCAAGUUGCAGGAGAAGGUAACUCUUUUGCAUAUACAGAAGGCCUAAGAAGUUAACUCAUAGUGUGAAAAUCUUAACCUUGGAUCAUGAAAUCAAGUGAGGCUGUUUUCACCAAGAAGAAUCCCUUUCCUCCUGCACCCCGCAGACCUAAAAGUCAUUACAGUCCAACUAGAGCAAAGAACAUCCCCAAAGAACAUAAAAAGCUGGUACUGAGCCCUGUCCGGUUUACACAAUCAGCCAGUCCUCCAGAAUCUCCUCCUCUCAGCCCAGAGGACCAGCGCUUUCUUGAAGGCUCACACAAUGUCCUUCUCUGUCCUCCUCCAUCUGUAACAGAGCAGCAGAACUUCUCUGAAUCCUGGCCCUCUACCGAUCAGAGUUCUCCUGCCAACAGUGAUGUUCAGCAUCCACAGCACACCAUGACCAGUCGAACGCAGGAGCCUUCUGUGCUGGCAAAGUACAUUGAGCGUUUUCGCUAUGGAAGGCCGCAAAGUCGUGGAGAAAGACAGAAGUUGACAACUGAUGGAGCAGAUGAUCAGACAUUUUGGUGGAUGUCCUCAAAUCCUUCACAGCCAUCCAGCUCAACUCCAACUCGGACAUCUAAGGAACGCUCUGGAGGAUCAUUUGACUGUAGAAAUGAUGGCACAGGCAGCAUGCAUGACCGGCUCAGACAUCAAGCAGACACUUCACUUUCUCCCACCAGAGACCUGCUUGACCUGAGUGCACUUACCUUAUCUGAUUCCCCACACUGUGAGCAACUAGAGCCAGAGAUCCUUCAGCUUCAGGAAAGAGCAAGAAAACUUCUGCAGAGGAGUGAGCACACACUCAGCAGUGGAUCCAGUGGGUUACCCAUCAGCUCUGAAGGCCUGGGCAGCUCUGAUUUCUCCGAUCCUGUUAGUGUUGAUGAGCCGAUCCGAAAGCCCACAGUUCCCAGCUUGAUAGACACAGCCAACUUGAUAACACCCAGAGGCCCAUUUCCUGCUGCCACUGCUCCAGGCCCUGUAGGGCCACGACCUCGGCCUGAGGAUGACAUCCUGUUUCAGUGGCGUCUAAGGAGGAAGAUGGAGCAGGCCAGACAGUGGGGUCACACCUCUUCCCAUAGUUCAGCUCUUCAUCAGCCCUUAUUAAGCAGGCUGACCUUACAAACACAGCCUGGACUCUGUUUCACAUCUACACCCAUGAUGGUGACUGACGGUGUAAGCACUCCUGCCUCCUGUCCAGUCCCUGAGCCAGUGCCGUCUUCCUCCAGCCAAGUCCACCCUGCAUCCUGCAUUAACACCAAGGCUGAGUCCAUCUCUCAGAGCUACAUGGUAUCAGUUCCUCCCUGUAACAGAGAGAUGGGCCCUAAACAGCCUCAGACUGCUCAUUACAUCUCUCAGCCCUGUCUCAGAGAUCAGGUCUGUUCUUCAGAGAGCUCAGAAUACCUGUGUAGUAAGCCACAAUAUUCUUCUUCUCCAUCUCCAUCUUCACAACAUGCUGAUAGCUCAGAGGGAGCUGGCUGCCAGGGAAGAACAGGCAUGCAAUCGAACAGCAGAGUGGAGGGCGAGCGGGGCAAGAAAAAAUCAGUGUCGUGCACACAAAAGAAGAAAUCAGAUAGGUAUGUGGGGGACGGACACAUGGUUGAAAGGAAUCAGCACAAUGUCAAGGGCAAAGACAGGCAUGCUAGGGGUCAAGAAAAGGUUCGCUCUAAAAACAAAGAGAAUGCAGGACACAGAGAGAGUUCAUCACGAGGCGUUCGUCCACGAGAUUCUCCCUCACCAGUACACAACACUCUUGGCCAGGUUGUUUCCGAAGUAUUGUUUCCCAGUGCUGAUUCACCAGUCCAGCCGAGAACCUCACGCUCCUCCACAUCUCCCAUAUACACCACUCCAGCACCUCCUCACUCCCCUGCACCUCCCCCUCAAUGCUCAUCCCACCCAAGUGAGGUCAUAGGUCAGCUGAUGCAGGAAGCAGAAGACUCGGAUGGGCUGGAAUUUGAAGAUGAUCCCUUACUUUUAGUUCUGCGGCAGCAGAGAAAGUGGGUGAAAGAGCAACUCUGUGAGGUUGACAGGAUGCUGGAUAAAUUCCACGAAGACUGAUAAACUACUGUGAACAAGAACAAAGCACUUAAGCACACAAUCAUGUUUAUUAUUGCAAACCAAUAGUGUUUAUUUAUUUUGUGUCUGCAAAUGGAAAUGAAUGUGUUCGAACUGUCAAUAAAUCAUUUUGGAAAAAUAUUU